AUGGACGCCAGCUGCGGGCCCUCAAGCGCCCUUUCGCAGCUUUCAAAACACACCCAGCGUGACACCUCUCUCCAGCAUGGAUUGGUGAACAGAAACGAAAAUCAGCAGCACCGACCAGGAUUCAGAAACCAGCCGGGCUUCGACGCCCUGCUCAACCAGGAGUUUCAGAACUUCAGCGGCCGGACCAGCGGAGCACCAGCUUUCCAGGACCAGUUUGCUGGAGCAGGCCCUAUACAUCCACAGCAACACCAGCAGCAUCGUCAACCCAAUCAGAGACAGCAGAACCGGUGGAUCCAGGACUUCAACGGACUUUCUUUGGAGAACAAGCCUAUAAACGCUCAAAGCGGGCAGGGCCAGCAGGGCAAGUCUGAUUGGCACAGACAGUUUAUGAACCAGAUGAACAAUCAGCCCCAGGUUCAGCAAAACAGAGCCAACUACCAAAUGGGCCAGAUGGGCCAGAUGGGCCACAUGAACCAGAUGGGUCAAUACAGGUACCAGGGAAUGCAGAACAUGCAGCCACAGAACGAAAAAGCCCAGGUUGAGGCAGAUCUUGUGGGAGACAGCGAGGCGCUUGAUUCUCAUUUUGACCAGCUCGAGAAGGAGCUAGCGAUGGAGGAGCAGGUGGAUUCUGAGGAGGCGCUGAUUAGCGAAAUCGACAAGGAGCAGUUUGUUCAGGCUGCCAAGGAGGUGCAGAAGUCCAUGAGAGGUGAGAGCAACCAAAGGCUGGAGGAGACCACGCUGAAGUUCGAGGAGCUGAACUUCUUGAAACUCAUGAACAACAUCUCGGACCGUAAAGUGGAAUUGUCCAGAGAGGGCGACAAACUCGUGGAGGCUGCGUCAGGUGAGGAUAUCAGACAACACUUGAGCGAUCCUCUCAAGUACGAGAAGGAUCCCAACUACCACCAGCAAGAACACGAGCCUCUGGUGCAUGGUGGAUAUUCAGGAAUGCUGCUCCGCCCUGAUGCUGUGCCCGAGGCGACCAAGGAAUCGGAAAACGUCCGCAACCAUCUACCAGACCCCUUGGCCCACAUCAAGGAUGGUCUGCUUCCGGACAACUUGAGUGCUUUGCAAGCUGCCAAGAUCAUUUCUGGCGGUCAGGUCAGCGGAAACACAUGGAUGGAGGACGAGUCAUGGCUUGGAGUUCCAGGAGGAAUUAACAGCGGCAACAGUUCUAGUGGGAACAGUAUAAUGGAGCCUCACUGGCAGGAGGUGUACGACGAUUACCGCCACGAUGACGACUACCAUUGA
Molecule: messenger RNA, 1248 nt
Organism: Candidozyma pseudohaemuli
Lineage: Eukaryota; Fungi; Ascomycota; Pichiomycetes; Serinales; Metschnikowiaceae
Exons: 1
Coding region: 1-1248 (415 amino acids)
Source: RefSeq, a predicted model, not a curated record